AUGAGAAAGAGAGCAAGUAGUAGUGUGAAGAAAUAUGAGUUAAACAGAGGAGCUUGGACUGAUCAAGAAGACAAGAUCCUUAAAGACUAUAUCAUGAUACAUGGCGAAGGAAAAUGGAGCACAAUCCCAAACCAAUCGGGUCUCAAAAGGUGUGGCAAAAGCUGCAGACUUCGGUGGAAGAACUACUUGAGACCAGGCAUAAAGCGCGGAAACAUCUCAUCUGAUGAAGAAGAAAUCAUAAUCCGCCUCCAUAAUCUCCUUGGAAACAGGUUAGCGGCGUAUAGCAGAUGGUCGUUGAUAGCUGGGAGGCUUCCAGGGCGAACAGACAAUGAAAUAAAGAACCACUGGAACUCAAACCUCCGCAAAAGACUUCCAAAAUCUCAAACCAUCCAACAGAAGACUCGAAAACAUUCCAACAACGACAACAUGAAUAAUCCAUGUGUUAUACGUCCAAAGGCAGUUAGGUGUCCAAAGGUUCUGACAUUUCAGAAGCAUAGCAGUGUUGGCAGUACCAGUCUUUUAACUGUGAAGGAAAACGUGAUGGAUCAUCAAGCUGGUUCUCCUUUGUUGUUGGGAGAUCUUGAAAUCGAUUUCGAUAAAUUCCAGUCUGAGUUUGUCUUCCCUGAUUUGAUCGACUUUGAAGGUUUGGGUUGUGGAAACAGAACGUCUCUUAUUUCAUCUAACGAGGUGUUGGUAGAUUAUGUCCCUGCUGAUACUUCUUGUCACGGUAAUCUUGAUCUCAAUAGACCUUUCACUUCUUGUCAAGAAGAUUGGUUUCGGGACUUUAAUUGUUAG
This is a messenger RNA of Eruca vesicaria subsp. sativa (arugula), 795 nucleotides long. The record is from the annotation of a GenBank genome assembly. NCBI's taxonomy places the organism in Eukaryota, Viridiplantae, Streptophyta, Magnoliopsida, Brassicales, Brassicaceae.